CUCGGCUGCACAGGAAACUAGCUCCCUAUCACCGCUCCUUCUUUUUCUCACAUCUGUCUGCUUUUGUUCUCUCACACGCAAACCACGCACUCUCUCUCUCUCUCUCUCCUCUUGAAGCCCUCAAAGGCUCAAACACAAACACUAACACUAACACUAGCAUUCACUCAAGAGAUCAAUAAUGGGAUCUGGGGCCGGCAAUUUCCUCAAGGUGCUUCUCAAAAACUUCGAUGUGCUUGCUGGGCCUGUCAUUAGUCUUGUUUAUCCUCUAUAUGCUUCAAUUAGGGCAAUUGAGAGCAAGUCUCCUAUUGAUGAUCAGCAGUGGCUCACUUACUGGGUUCUCUACUCCUUGAUCACCCUCUUUGAACUUACUUUUGCUAAAGUCCUUGAGUGGAUUCCAAUAUGGCCCUAUGCAAAGCUGAUUGCAACCUGCUGGUUGGUCCUUCCUUACUUUAGCGGUGCCGCUUAUGUUUAUGAGCAUUAUGUGAGACCUUUCUAUGUCAAUCCUCAGACCAUUAACAUCUGGUACGUUCCAAGGAAAAAGGAUGCCUUGGGUAAGCGAGAUGAUAUUCUGACUGCUGCAGAGAAGUACAUCCAAGAGAAUGGAACAGAAGCAUUUGAGAAUAUCAUCAAUAGGGCUGACAAAUCAAGAAGGGGUGACGGUUAUUAUACAAUGUAUGAUGAGACUUAUUGAAUGCGAUCAUCUCGUAGUUUUCUCUGUCUUUCGUGGAUAAGGGGAUGCAUGUACAUCUUACCCUGUUGCUGAUAUUUUGUUUUUCCUUCUCCAUGGUGAUACUUUACUUUUUUUUUUCAUCCCUUUAUUGAGUUUUUAUUGUCACUCAUCUAUGUUUUGUGUAAUGGCUAUGACACGCAUAGUAUAUAUAUAUAAUGUUAGUACAGCAGAAACUCGUUGAUUUUUUUUUCUUGUUAUAUUAUAUCCCCAACAGAACCCCUUCAUUGCUAGAUCUUUUUAACUAUAUAAUGCCACUAUUGAUCCCUUGAUUAUUUUAUGGAA
Glycine soja is the source of this 1012-nucleotide messenger RNA. Its product is annotated as HVA22-like protein a. Bases 179 to 691 code for a protein of 170 amino acids. The record is from RefSeq and is a predicted model, not a curated record. NCBI's taxonomy places the organism in Eukaryota, Viridiplantae, Streptophyta, Magnoliopsida, Fabales, Fabaceae. The transcript is spliced from 5 exons.